Messenger RNA from Abrus precatorius (Indian licorice), 564 nucleotides. RefSeq lists its product as uncharacterized. The transcript has a single exon. The coding region runs from base 1 to 564 and encodes 187 amino acids. NCBI's taxonomy places the organism in Eukaryota, Viridiplantae, Streptophyta, Magnoliopsida, Fabales, Fabaceae. The record is from RefSeq and is a predicted model, not a curated record.
AUGCUCAACGAAGGCACAUCUGUGUUGGAUGAUGAGCAAGGUCGUGCUUACCACCCAGAUGCGAAAAAGGAGACAAGGGAAAAUGCACCAGUGGUGACAAAAUUGAAAGUUCCAUUUCCACAACGAUUGAUGAGUAGCCAGAGAGACCCUCAGUUGAAAAAGUUCCUUGGGAUCCUCAGAAAGCUCCACAUCAAUAUUCCUUUUGUUGAAGCCAUAUCACAGAUGCCGAAAUAUGCUAAAUUUCUGAAGGAGAUGCUAAGAAACAAAAAUAAUUUGGAAGAAUUCGAGACAGUCAGAUUGAAUGAGAAGUGCUCAGCAAUUUUACUAAGGGAGCUGCCGCCUAAGCUUAAGGAUCCAGGGAGUUUUACAAUUCUAUGCACUAUAGGCAAUUCUUAUUUUGAUAAAGCGCUCUGUGAUUUAGGCGCUAGCAUCAAUCUAAUGUCAUUUUUUGUGUUUAAAAGGUUGGGUAUGCAAGAACCCAAGCCAAGUUCAAUCUCUCUGCAACUUGUUGAUCGUUCAAUAACGUAUCCUAGGGGCAUAGUGGAGGAUGUCCUAGUCAGGUAG